CCACACUGAGACGCAGGUUGCCUAGAAAUGCGAUCCUGCUGAUUUCGUUGAACUCAAGGCCAACAAGCCCAAGAGGGAAUAAUCCAUUGGUCAACUCAAAUUACUUUCCCUGCAUCUCAAACACCAUGGCAAUGUGCUCGAGCUUCUGUCCUCAAAUUUCACACUACUUCAGGGGAAGAGUCAUCUGUCCCUUCUCCAUUUCAUCACCAAAUUCUGUAUCUUUCAGAGCUUUUUCUUCUCAGAUAUCCAAUGCUUCAGCACAAGUAAAUGAGGCACCACGUGUUGGCUUUUUAGGCAUCGGAAUUAUGGGCUCUCCAAUGGCACAAAAUCUGAUAAAAGCUGGAUGUGACCUGACUGUUUGGAAUAGGACCAAGAGUAAAUGUGAUCCGUUAAUUAGCUUGGGAGCAAAAUAUAAAUCAUCUCCUGAGGAAGUAGCUGCAUCUUGUGAUGUCACGUUUGCUAUGCUUGCUGAUCCUCAGAGUGCUGUGGAUGUUGCUUGUGGAAAACACGGGGCUGCCAAUGGAUUGGGUCCAGGAAAAGGAUAUGUAGAUGUUUCAACAGUUGAUGGGACAACGUCUAAAUUGAUUAGCGGGAAUGUCAAGUCUACUGGAGCAUUAUUUUUGGAGGCUCCAGUUUCAGGUUCCAAGAAGCCUGCGGAAGAUGGACAAUUGAUAUUUCUGACAGCAGGUGAUAAAGAUCUUUAUGAAACAGUUUCUUCUUUCUUGGACAUAAUGGGGAAAUCAAGAUUUUACCUAGGAGAUGUUGGAAAUGGAGCUGCAAUGAAACUUGUUGUCAAUAUGAUUAUGGGCAGUAUGAUGGCAUCCUUUUCUGAAGGAUUACUUCUCUCAGAGAAAGUUGGGCUGGAUCCUAAAAUACUAGUGGAGGUUGUUUCACAGGGUGCCAUUAGUGCACCAAUGUACUCAACCAAGGGCCCAUCCAUGAUUCAGUCACUUUAUCCAACUGCUUUCCCCCUAAAGCAUCAGCAGAAGGAUAUCAGGCUUGCCCUAGGUUUAGCAGAAUCUGUGUCACAAUCUACUCCAAUUGCUGCGGCUGCUAAUGAGUUAUAUAAAGUGGCAAAAUCCCAUGGCCUUGGGGAUCAGGACUUCUCUGCAGUCAUUGAAGCAUUAAAAGCCAAACUGCAGAAUUCAUCCAAUGAGUGAUCACUGCUUCUUUUAAUGACACAGGUUUACUAGUAAUGCAGCUCCAACAAUGAACCUUCUCUGUUUUCCGCUCCUUUCUGUUUCAGAAAAAAAUGGCUGAAUUGAUAUUUGAGCUUUGAAAUUUCCUUGUGGCUUUUCUGAGGCCGACCUUUCUUCUUGUUACAGCUAAUCUACACUGAGACUGAGGAUGACGUUGGUGCCAUGAAGUUUUCUGUUUCAUUGUAGAGUUGAUGAGCAUAAAUGAUGAAUCCCCUCUAUUCUUCUUCUUCUUCUUCUCAGAUCUUAACCUUCUCUUAUAUAGUAGAAAAUCUACUCGAAUUGCCAUUUUUCAUUGAAGGGAUUUGAUUA
Neltuma alba is the source of this 1508-nucleotide messenger RNA. RefSeq names its product glyoxylate/succinic semialdehyde reductase 2, chloroplastic. Gene Ontology annotation, molecular function: NADP binding; NAD binding; oxidoreductase activity. Bases 126 to 1160 code for a protein of 344 amino acids. The transcript is spliced from 12 exons. The record is from RefSeq and is a predicted model, not a curated record. Lineage: Eukaryota; Viridiplantae; Streptophyta; Magnoliopsida; Fabales; Fabaceae. Gene Ontology annotation, cellular component: chloroplast.